Molecule: messenger RNA, 2118 nt
Organism: Stegastes partitus (bicolor damselfish)
Lineage: Eukaryota; Metazoa; Chordata; Actinopteri; Pomacentridae
Gene: tgfbr1b
Product: transforming growth factor, beta receptor 1 b
Exons: 8
Coding region: 56-1483 (475 amino acids)
Biological process (GO): transforming growth factor beta receptor signaling pathway; heart development; cellular response to growth factor stimulus
Cellular component (GO): plasma membrane; signaling receptor complex
Molecular function (GO): ATP binding; SMAD binding; transforming growth factor beta receptor activity, type I
Source: RefSeq, a predicted model, not a curated record
UUCCUCAGAGUGGGGAGAAGUUAGCAGUCGGGUGCCAGUCUGGUCCGUAGCCACGAUGGAUGCAAUACCAUGCUUUCUGCUCGUCCUGCUGUUCGGGACAAGGAUACAAGAAAACACCGCCCUCCAGUGUUACUGUGACCGCUGCAGCGCCAACUCCAGCUGCACAACAGAUGGCGUCUGCUUCGUCGCCGUGCGCCAGUCAGGUGCCCAGCAGACCACCGAGCAGCGCCAGUGUGUACACGAAAACGAACUGAUCCCGCGAGACCGGCCCUUCAUCUGUGCCCCAUCCGUCAAACACGACAGCGGCAUUUACCCGCUGUGCUGCACCACGGACUACUGCAACGAGAAGCCCAACUUCACCAUCACACCUGUUCCUACAGUGAAGACUCCUCCGCUGGGCCCCGUGGCCCUCGCCGCUGUCAUCGCUGGCCCAGUAUGUGUGCUCUGCCUGCUGCUGGUUCUGGCCUUCUAUGUUUGCCACAGUCACAGGGGUCUGGGGGCCGGGGGCGCCGGGGCUCACCAUCACCACCACCACCGGGUGCCCAAUGAGGAGGACCCCUCCAUGGACCACCCCUUCAUCACCGUUGGCACCACGCUGAAGGACCUCAUCUACGACAUGACCACCUCAGGAUCAGGAUCAGGUCUGCCACUGCUGGUCCAGAGGACCAUUGCCAGAACCAUCAUCCUCCAGGAGAGCAUUGGGAAGGGGCGUUUUGGCGAGGUGUGGCGUGGUAAAUGGCGUGGCGAGGAGGUGGCUGUGAAGAUUUUCUCUUCCCGAGAGGAGCGCUCCUGGUUCCGCGAGGCUGAGAUCUACCAGACUGUGAUGCUGAGACAUGAGAACAUUCUGGGCUUCAUUGCUGCUGACAAUAAAGAUAACGGGACGUGGACUCAGCUGUGGCUGGUGUCGGACUACCACGAGCACGGCUCCCUGUUCGACUACCUGAACCGCUACACCGUCACUGUGGAGGGCAUGAUCAAACUGUCCCUGUCCACGGCCAGCGGCCUCGCCCACCUCCACAUGGAAAUAGUGGGCACGCAAGGAAAGCCAGCUAUUGCCCACAGAGACCUGAAGUCAAAGAACAUCCUGGUGAAGAAGAACGGGACCUGCUGCAUCGCUGACCUGGGUCUGGCUGUCCGUCACGACUCUGCCACAGACACCAUUGACAUUGCUCCAAACCACAGAGUGGGAACCAAAAGGUAUAUGGCUCCUGAGGUUCUGGACGACUCCAUAAACAUGAAACACUUCGAGUCAUUCAAGCGAGCUGACAUCUACGCCAUGGGCCUGGUCUUCUGGGAGAUCGCCAGCCGCUGCUCUAUGGGAGGCAUUCAUGAGGACUACCAGCUGCCCUACUACGACCUGGUUCAGUCGGAUCCAUCGGUGGAGGAGAUGAGGAAGGUGGUUUGUGAGCAGAAGCUUCGGCCCAACAUUCCUAACCGCUGGCAGAGCUGUGAGGUGAGACGGAUGAGUCCAGCAUGUUUCUGAAGCCUUAACGCAUAUGAGCUGUUUGUACUCUGUUUACUCACAGUAUUCACAGAAAACCUGACACACGACUGAACAUCUGCACAUGUAGUAUGUGUACAUACUGUAUAGGAGGUCAUGUGUAGAUCUGGAUCAGGCUCAGCACCUCAGCCACCGUAGUGUCUGGCAGCAUCCAGACAGCUCUGAUGAUCUUUAUGGGUUCUACAUUUUAAUUCAGAAAUGGUUUGUUUUCACCAGAACAGUUACACCUCUGCAACAAAAACAUACCAACAAAGUGCCUGUGAACACGGGUCAUGUGACCCCUCUGAGCCACAAGUGCCAUAUUCAUUUGGAACUUGUGUGUUAUUUCUGAUGUUUUCUACAGACAGCUUAGGUGUGGAUGAUGGAGAGUCUCCUCAUACAGUCUCUCCUCAGACCAAUCAUUUGCUUUAAGCACCAUUUGUUUUCCUGGUUUAUGUUGGUGCUGCACGUGGACCCUCACAGACCGGCUCACAGUUACGCCGUGCACACUGCUGCAGAAGCUUCCUCUUUGGAUUAUGGUUAGAUAUGAUUUUGUGAGAUUCUGAACUUCUUCAUAAAAGGAGGCAGUUUAAACUUGUGAUUAUUUACGGUGUAGGUACUUCCAGUCAAAAGAACAA